CUGUUCAAUUGUUCCAAGCAGAAGAAGAAGAAAAAGUCAGAUUCAUAACCUCAUUUAAUUCUGUGUAUUUAUCUCAGCUAAAAAUGAAUAUUUUAAGAAGAUGCACAAGUACCAUUUUAAAAUCAUCAACAAAAUGUCUAAAAAAACAACCCAUAAAUCCAUAUUCAACCGGUAAACUCUACGAACCUGAUUAUUUAGAGGGAAUGAAAUCUAAAGUACCAUUAUAUGAUACACUUAACAUAGAACUAAGAGGACAUGAUUAUCCUGUAUUGGAAAGUUAUCAAAAAUAUUUACAUAACAUCAUAUCAGACAUGGAUAUUAAUGUAGAAGACUGUUGGGCUCUUCCUGCACAAGACAUGCAAAUUACAACAUAUAAACCAAACAGUGAAAUUGUAAAUGCACAAUACAAAUUAAAAGUUUACCACAGAACAGUUCAAAUAACAGACAUUUCUUCUGUUCAGUUGCCAAUUUUGUUAAGAGUUUUAGAAGCUAGUGCACCAGCUGGUGUUACAGUUAAUAUAGUUAAUCAUGAGGAUUAUCAUGAAGAAGUCAGAUAUGUUCCUGACAGUGAAUUACUGCAGUUGAAGCAAGAACUUGAUGACAUGGGUGGUCCUGCCAAAAAGAAGUAGUAUUGUAUAAAAUUAUAUUGUUUGUGUUUAAUAAAAAAGUAUAAAAAUUG
Molecule: messenger RNA, 679 nt
Organism: Aethina tumida (small hive beetle)
Lineage: Eukaryota; Metazoa; Arthropoda; Insecta; Coleoptera; Nitidulidae
Gene: mRpL48
Product: 39S ribosomal protein L48, mitochondrial
Exons: 3
Coding region: 84-629 (181 amino acids)
Cellular component (GO): mitochondrial ribosome
Source: RefSeq, a predicted model, not a curated record